Molecule: messenger RNA, 2612 nt
Organism: Piliocolobus tephrosceles (Ugandan red Colobus)
Lineage: Eukaryota; Metazoa; Chordata; Mammalia; Primates; Cercopithecidae
Gene: TRAPPC14
Product: trafficking protein particle complex subunit 14
Exons: 11
Coding region: 240-1982 (580 amino acids)
Biological process (GO): cilium assembly
Cellular component (GO): TRAPPII protein complex
Molecular function (GO): alpha-tubulin binding
Source: RefSeq, a predicted model, not a curated record
CGCCCCCUCCCUUCCGCUUCCGGUUUCUCUCAGUCAUUCGGUUCAGUACCCCGGUUCCGGCGCCGCCGGGUCUCGGUUCCGGGUUUGUUACCCCGGUGCCGGGACCGGGCCGGUCUCUCAGGCCGCCCCAGCCGCGCGCAGCAGCCCGAGGUGUCGGGACCCUCUGGACCCACCCUAGAGGGCCCCGCUGGGGGUCGGCUUCCGGUCCGGGCUCCCGGUCGCGCCGUCCUCGCCGCCCCAUGGAGUCCCAGUGCGACUAUUCGAUGUACUUCCCGGCUGUGCCGCUGCCGCCGCGCGCGGAGCUGGCAGGGGACCCGGGCCGGUACCGGGCGCUGCCCCGGCGCAACCAUCUGUACUUGGGGGAGACUGUCCGCUUUCUGCUGGUGUUGCGCUGCCGGGGCGGUGCGGGUUCCGGCGCCGGGGGCGGCCCGGGCUUGGGCUCCAGAGGAGCCUGGGCAGAACUGGCAACCGCCCUGGCCGCCCUGGCCUCGGUCAGCGCCGGAGGCGGGAUGCCGGGUGGCGGCGGUGCCGGCGACCAGGAUUCGGAGCCCCCAGGGGGAGGGGAUCCUGGGGGUGGGGGUUUGUUCCGAGGCUGCAGCCCCCUUCUCACCCACGGCCCGGGCCCUGCUACCUCAGGGGGAGCGACCACGCUGCCUGUGGAGGAACCGAUUGUGUCCACAGAUGAGGUCAUCUUCCCACUCACCGUUUCACUGGAUAGACUGCCCCCAGGGACACCUAAGGCCAAGAUUGUAGUGACUGUGUGGAAGCGGGAGGUUGAGGCACCAGAGGUCAGAGAUCAAGGCUACCUGCGAUUGCUGCAGACCCGAUCUCCUGGGGAGACUUUCCGGGGCGAGCAGAGCGCUUUCAAGGCCCAAGUGAGCACGCUGCUGACUCUGCUGCCCCCUCCGGUUCUGAGAUGCCGGCAGUUCACUGUGGCUGGAAAACACUUGACCGUGCUCAAGGUGCUGAACAGCUCCUCUCAGGAGGAAAUCUCCAUCUGGGAUAUCCGAAUCCUCCCCAACUUCAACGCCAGUUAUCUACCUGUCAUGCCCGAUGGCUCUGUGCUGCUGGUGGACAAUGUCUGUCACCAGUCUGGGGAAGUCUCCAUGGGCUCCUUCUGCCGCCUACCGGGGACCUCUGGCUGCUUCCCCUGCCCACUGAAUGCCCUGGAGGAACACAACUUCCUGUUUCAGCUGCGAGGGGGUGAGCAGCCCCCUCCAGGGGCCAAGGAGGGCCUGGAAGUUCCCCUGAUUGCUGUGGUUCAGUGGUCCACCCCAAAGCUGCCCUUCACUCAGAGCAUCUAUACCCACUACCGCCUGCCCAGUGUCCGCCUGGACCGCCCGUGUUUCGUGAUGACCGCUUCUUGUGAGUCCCCUGUUCGGACCUACGAGCGUUUCACUGUCACCUACACUUUGCUCAACAAUCUCCAAGACUUCCUUGCUGUGAGGCUCGUGUGGACCCCAGAGCAUGCACAGGCUGGAAAGCAGCUGUGUGAGGAGGAGCGCCGGGCCAUGCAGGCUGCCCUGGACUCCAUCGUCUGCCACACGCCCCUCAACAACCUCGGCUUUUCCCGGAAGGGCAGUGCUCUCACCUUCAGUGUGGCCUUCCAGGCUCUGAGGACGGGGCUCUUCGAGCUAAGCCAGCACAUGAAACUGAAGCUGCAGUUCACCGCCAGCGUGUCCCACCCUCCACCCGAGGCCCGGCCUCUCUCCCGCAAGAGCAGCCCCAGCAGCCCUGCUGUCCGGGACUUGGUGGAGAGGCAUCAGGCUAGCCUGGGCCGCUCCCAGUCCUUCUCCCACCAGCAGCCUUCCCGAAGCCACCUCAUGAGGUCGGGCAGUGUGAUGGAGCGCAGGGCCAUCACGCCCCCUGUGGCCUCUCCUGUUGGCCGCCCCCUCUACCUGCCCCCGGACAAGGCUGUGUUGUCUCUGGACAAGAUUGCCAAGCGCGAGUGCAAGGUCCUGGUGGUGGAACCUGUCAAGUAGCAUCGUGCCAGCUCUGUUCCCUCUUACACUCCAGAGACCCAGUGCCCCCAGAGGGGAUCCCUGCUCCCGGGCUGUGCCUCCCCUGGGAUGCCUCCCAGACGGGGGUGAAGAGGCCUGGCAGAGCUGCCUGUCUGUGUCUGCUGAUCAGGGACGGGGGAAAAGCUGUGAAGUGGGCGGGCAUGGCUGGGACUAAGCCACCAGUAUUCCCCGAGUUCCUGUGGGGGGGGCUGGCCCCACCCCUAGGCCAGGGCAAGGGUUUCCAGAGCUCCCUUGCCCCCCGCCCUUUACCCUGGUUCUAAGUUUACAAAAUAUCUUCCUCAUUCCCGUUGGGAAUUCCCUGUUGAGUUCUUUCCCACCUCUGACAUUCCCUCCCUCCCUCCUGCAGGGCUGAGAUUAGAGGGUGGUGAUGGCUAAGGGCCCCUGACAGUGACCUUCCUGUCUCAGGGGUUGGGGACAGGGCCAGGCAGGUGGCCUCCUGCCCCUCAUGUUUACGUUUGCAGCCUGAAGCACUUUAAGUUGUUGUGGGAUUUUUUUUUUUUUUUUUUUUUUUGGUCUGUUCCUGUAACUUAUUCUCCAACUAUUGCUUCCAACUGAAAUAAGACUAUUAAAUGCCUGUUCAGGAGGGAGAAA